Molecule: messenger RNA, 1437 nt
Organism: Rangifer tarandus platyrhynchus (Svalbard reindeer)
Lineage: Eukaryota; Metazoa; Chordata; Mammalia; Artiodactyla; Cervidae
Source: the annotation of a GenBank genome assembly
AUGCAGUGGCUGUGGCCGCUGGGCGUCUCCCUCGCCGUGGCGCUGGCAGCUGGGCCCGAAAGGGCCCCUGGGGGGGUCCGCCUGCACCAGGGUGGGCACCGGCCUGUGGCCCAGGAGCAGCCAGACCGGUCCAGGCGAGCAGCCGAGUGGGAAGAUGCCAAGGGGCUGCAGCAGUACGUGCCCGAGGGGUGGGCUGGGCACCCCCGGCCCAUCCGCCCCGCCACCCCGCAGCCCUCCCAGCCCCGGGUGGCCGCCAGCCCCUCCCCGGGCCAGGCCAGGGCCGCUGGGGGCAGUGGGCAGGAGCCCCGGGGCAACGUGACGGGGACGCCCGGCCAGCGCCGGCAGGUGCAGAACCCCCUCUACCCGGUGACCGAGCGCUCAUACAGGGCCUACGCCGUCCUGCUGCUGGCCCUGGUGCUGUUCGCCGUGGGCAUCGUGGGCAGCCUGGCUGUCAUGUGCAUCGUGUGGCACAGCUACUACCUGAAGAGCGCCUGGAACUCCAUCCUGGCCAGCCUGGCGCUCUGGGACUUCCUCGUCUUGUUCUUCUGCCUCCCCGUCGUCACCUUCCACGAGAUCACCAAGCAGAGGCUGCUUGGCGCGGUGUCCUGCAGAGCGGUGCCCUUCGUGGAGGUCUCCUCCCUGGGCGUCACCACCUUCAGCCUCUGUGCCUUGGGCAUCGAUCGCUUCCACGUGGCCACCAGCACCCUGCCCAAGGCCAGGCCCAUCGAGCCGUGCCCGUCCAUCCUGGCCAAGCUGGCGGUCAUCUGGGUGGGCUCCAUGACGCUGGCGGCGCCCGAGCUCCUGCUGUGGCAGCUGGUGCGGGAGCCCAGCACCGCUGCGGGCACCGUGGACGCGUGCGUCAUGAAGCCCUCAGCCCACCUGCCCGAGUCGCUCUACUCACUGGUCCUGACCUACCAGAAUGCCCGCAUGUGGUGGUCCUUCGGCUGCUACUUCUGCCUGCCCGUGCUCUUCACCGUCACCUGCCAGCUGGUGACGUGGCGGGUGCGGGGCCCGCCAGGCAGGAAGCCCGAGAGCCGGCCGGGCCUGCAGGAGCCGCCGGGGGGCCGGCCCAGCAGCACCGUGGCGGGCCUGGCCGCUGUGCACGCCCUCUGCGCCCUCCCCGAGAGCGUGUGCAGCGUCGUGGCCGCCUACCUGUCGGCCGCGCUCCCGCGCCAGACCCUGGAGCUGCUGGGUCUGGUCACGCAGUUCUCCACCUUCUUCAAGGCGGCCGUCACGCCGCUGCUGCUCCUGUGCGUGAGCCGCCCGCUGGGCCGCGCCUUCCUGGACUGCUGCUGCUGCUGCUGCGGCGAGGGCUGCGGCCGGCCGGCGGCCCCCAGCGGCCCCCACGCCAAGCUGCACACAGAGCUCUCCGCCUGCGGCUACUUCCACAAGCCCCGCGAGGCGCCGCCGCUCCUGGCCCUGGGCACGCCCUGCUGA